AUGGCUGCAGCCUUGGAGUGCUGGUCGAGCCGUGCCGGAGGUGGUGCUCUCGACGACGAUCUGGUGGAUCAGGUACUCAUGCGCACGCACGAUAGGUCCGAGUCCCUUGUUACGUCUCCACCUGAGACGACUUUGGAGGCCGAAGGAUCCGCCGCAACGUUUUUUGAUCAGAGCUCAUCGGCUAUGCAGAAGCGGUUUCAGCGUCUCAGUCGCAACGUCUCCGAGGCGAUCGCUUCGCUCAAAAACUCCCUUAGUCUCGACUCCGCGCGGGACAACCAGAGUGCCGGCGGAGCUCCGUCGCCUAAGGCCGAAGUCGUCGGCGGCGGCGGAAGGAAGCUCCUGUGGGCUACUGUAGUGAGGAAUCUCGCUAAGAUGUAUCCUGGCAGUCAGUUACCGGAGAAGCUCGUAUCGAAUCUCAAGAAGCAUCACGAUUCUUUGCCCUUCAGUUACAGUCAGGCUGGUUUCGAUAUGAAAGAAGUAUUUCUACACGUAAAGUUGAUAGAGCAAGCUUCUGGAGAUGACAAUCCUGUGUUUAUGAUUCAAGAAGUGUCUGCCGAGGAAGCUCAGGGCUCAGUUCUCAGACUCACAUUCGCCUGUAACUCUUCUCUUUCAUGGUUAACCAUGUCAGGCGCUCUUAAUAGUGCUUCCAUUUGUUGCAAGAAGUUACAAAUCUUUGAGAAGAAGGGGUUGACUCUCGGUGUUGUUCUUCUUCUGGAUCAGUCUGGGCAAGAGAAAUUGUUCAAAACCCGGGUAGAAAACGCUCUUAAGUCUGCAACGAGGAAGCCAAAACCGACUUGUGUUAAGCUCCCUUUUGGGCUUUGUGGCUGUCAAGAACAGAACGGCAGUGUUGGGGAACUUGGAGGUGUUGAAGAAGAGUCCAUUCAGCAUAGUAAUAGGCUAGGGGUAGAAAAUCUGAAUGGUAUGAUCCAGCUUCAAAUUCCACUUCCGAGUUCUUCAUUUGUUGUAGCAAUUAAUGAAUGGCAGACCAUCCAAUCCGGUGGCAAUGAUAUUGGAAAAUGGCUAUUGAAUUCCGAUAGUUUUGAGUUCGGUGAUCAGAUUAGACCAAAUUUUUUCAAAGGAAUUUUCCGAGGAAAGAGGGUGGGAAUCAAGAAACUAAAAGGUUGUGACAAGGGGAAUUCAUAUGAGUUUGUGCUCCGUAAAGAUUUCUUGGAGCUGAUGACCUGUGGACACAAGAGCAUUCUGCAAUUUUACGGCGUUUGCAUCGAUGAGAACCACGGAUUAUGCAUUGUGACAAAACUGAUGGAAGGUGGGUCACUUCAUGAACUGAUGCUAAAGAACAAGAAGCUUCAAACCAAGCAGAUACUGCGAAUUGCUAUUGACAUAGUCGAAGGGCUGAAGUUUGUGAAUGAUCAUGGUGUUGCUUAUCGGGACCUUAAUACACAAAGAAUACUACUAGAUAAACAUGGCAACGCCUGUUUGGGGGAUAUUGGAAUAGUCACCGCUUGUAAGAGCUUUGGUGAGGCCGUGGAAUACGAAACUGAUGGCUAUCGUUGGCUUGCACCUGAGAUAAUAGCUGGUGACCCGGAGAAUACGGCAGAGACUUGGAUGAGCAAUGCUUAUAGUUUUGGGAUGGUACUGUGGGAGAUGGUGACAGGAGAGGCGGCUUAUGCGUCUUGCUCGCCCGUGCAGGCGGCUGUUGGGAUUGCGGCUUGUGGCCUAAGACCAGAGAUCCCAAAGGAGUGCCCUCAAGCCCUGAGAACUCUGAUGAUCAAUUGUUGGAACAACUCUCCCUCCAAACGCCCCAACUUCUCCGAUAUCCAUUGCAUGUUGCUCCGCACCAUAUCACGCUAA
Molecule: messenger RNA, 1812 nt
Organism: Arabis nemorensis
Lineage: Eukaryota; Viridiplantae; Streptophyta; Magnoliopsida; Brassicales; Brassicaceae
Source: the annotation of a GenBank genome assembly